Molecule: messenger RNA, 5256 nt
Organism: Coccomyxa subellipsoidea C-169
Lineage: Eukaryota; Viridiplantae; Chlorophyta; Trebouxiophyceae; Coccomyxaceae
Product: RNB-domain-containing protein
Exons: 32
Coding region: 1-5256 (1751 amino acids)
Cellular component (GO): exosome (RNase complex)
Molecular function (GO): 3'-5'-RNA exonuclease activity; RNA binding
Source: RefSeq, a predicted model, not a curated record
AUGCCCUCACGGACCUACAGGACGUAUCGCUUCCGCAAGCGCAGCCACAAUGUGUCAGAAGCAGCAGAAGAGGCAUAUCUGAGGGAUGACAUUCCUUGUGGCAGUGACGCCUGCUCCACUUGCCAGCAUGGGCUGCCAGCUGUUUCAGCUGAUGCGCCCCACUACAUCAUCCCAGAUGCACAGGCCCUGGAUGACUUCCUGGAGAUCUUUGAGCUGCCCCAGCUUCAGAACUUCAUCCUCCUGACCAGUGUCCUUCAGGAGUUCUGGCAGCACAGCAACAUCCGGAAGAAUGCGCGCCUGAGAUCUCUGUACAGGGACGUGCGUCGCAAAUGCACUGUCUUUGACAAUCUUCACUAUGCUCCAACGGCUCCUGGGCCCUCUGAAAGGCACACAGACAGGGAGAUUGACAAGGCCGCUCGUUGGUUCUUUGGCCACUUGGAUUGCCGCAUCCCAAUCGUCGUUCUGAGCAGCCACGCUGAUCAGCAGCAGGAUUACGCAGACGGAGAUGUGGCACAUGCCGGACAUCAGGCCACCAAUUCCAUAUCAGAGGGGGAUGCAAUCCUGAUGCAAAUCCUGAGGGAUUGUGGACAUGACGUUGACUUCACCGCUUUCAGUCAACCAGCUGCGGCGGUGAAACCACAGCGGGUCUUGGAAGGAGUUGAGCACAUGCACCCAACCACCUACUUCAGCCAUUUCUGGGCUGAGUGCAUUCCGGUGAUGGAGCUGUUUGAGUCCCUCGAGGCUGCCAGGCAAGCGGCUGCAGAUGAGGGAAGCACCCCCGCCAAGGACUUCCAGUAUCCUGCCCACCUUGGAGCGUCUGCAUUGGACAGUGCUCUGUCCUCAGGCGACGUGCUGCAAGGGGUCUUGCACAUGGGCCGCAGAGGUCCCAAGGACGGCGUCGUCCGUGUGGGCCAAGGCAUGGAUGCAGGAGAGGUCCAGAUCAGUGGCAUGCAGGCCCUCAACAGGGCCAUGCAUGGUGAUGUGGUGGCAGUGCGGCUCUUGCCGAGGGAUCAGUGGCCGGCAUCCACUGCAGCCAUCUUGGAAGAGGAUGUGCAGGAAGCUUCCCCUGAAGGAAUGGACGAGGAUGCGAGCUCUGGAGCCCCAAACGGCGCGGAGCACAUCAACAGGACAAAUUUCCUUGCUCAGGCGGGCGUGAGCUCCGAUGGGAGGCUGCAGCCCAGCGGGGAAGUGGUGGCCAUCGUGCAGCGCUCUGCACAGGACGUGGCCGCGUGCCUGUCCCAGCAGGACGAGGCUGCGCUGCUGAGCAACCCAGACUCCCUCCGCUCGGAGGCGGUACUGUGUGUGCCCAUGGACCGCCGGCUGCCGCUGCUGCGGCUGCGCAGCCGGCAGCUGCUGCAGCUGGUGGGGCAGCGCUUUGUGGUGCGCGUGGACUCCUGGCAGCGCGAAUCCAGGCACCCCUCCUGCCACUUCGUGCGCACCCUCGGCGCCCUCAACGACAUGCGGGCCGAGACGGAUGCAGUGCUGGUCAAGGCGGGCAUAGAGUGGCACCCCUUCAGUGAGAGCGCAAUGGCAGAGCUGCCCAGAGUGGCAGACCCCUCUCACUGGAGCGUGCCCGACGCCGAGGCGGCUGUGAGGCGGGACCUGCGCUCUGCGGAUCAGCUGAUAUGCAGCAUCGACCCGCCCGGUUGCACUGAUGUGGAUGAUGCUCUGAGCGUGAGGGAGCUGCCCUCUGGCGAUCUGGAGAUUGGCGUGCACAUUGCGGAUGUCAGCCACUUUGGAGGAUUUCUGGAUGGGGAGGCUGCUGCACGGUGCACAACAGUGUAUCUGGUGGAUAGGAGGCUGGACAUGCUACCUGCGCUGCUCAGCGAGCAGCUGUGCAGCCUGCGCUCAGGCACUGACCGCCUGGCUGUCAGCGUCCUCUGGACGCUCAGCCCUGACCUCCAUGACCGAGACGUCUGGUUUGGUCGCACAAUCAUCAGGUCGAGGUACCAGCUGGAGUACCAGCAAGCGCAGGACAUCAUGGACGGGCGGCCGCCGCGGCCUGAGCACGAUCACAUCGCGCCCCAGGAUCGCCCCAGGCUGCUGCGCAACCUACACACCCUGGCUCGCAUUGCAGCACACCUCAGGGCAGGCCGCUUGCAGGACGGCGCACUGGAGCUGGAGAGUGCAGAGCUGCGCUUCGAGACGGCGGCGGAGGGGCAGCCAACAGAGGUGAUGGGCAAGGCCGAGGUGCCUAUGAUGGCGGUGGUCGCUGAGAUGAUGAUCUUUGCCAACUCAGCCGUCGCCAGGCGCAUCCAUCAGGCCUUCCCCAGUAGCACCCUGCUGCGGCGACACCCGCCGCCCAGGCAGGACGCCUUCAAAGAGGUGGAGGCGCUGUGUGAGGCAGGGGGAUGUCCUUUGGACACUUCAUCAAAUGCGGCCCUGUCACGGUCUUUGGAGGCCGCGGUGAUGGCCUCGGGAGACCCGGCAAUCGGCAGCCUCAUCAAAUCGCUCGUGACGCGCGCCAUGUCGGAGGCAGAGUACUUCUCCUCAGGUGAUGCCAGGCCAGGCGGCGGCGGCUUGAGCCAUUUUGGGCUGGCCCUGCAGCACUACACCCACUUCACAUCCCCCAUCCGCAGAUAUGCAGACGUGGUCGUGCACCGCCAGCUAAUGGCUGCCCUCAACAGCCCUGACAUGGCCCCACCCGUCCGCCACUCAAAACUCCAGCAAGUUGCUGGCGUCAUGAAUGAGCGGCACCGCCAGGCAAAGCGUGCUCAGCGGGAGUGCGCUGACCUCUACCUGCUCCUUCUGCUUCACAGCAAGCCGCAUGUGGAGGCUGCGAUUGUGUACGAGGUCCAGCCGUCCGGGGUGCUGCUCUUUGUGCCCAAGUACCACAUCAAGGGCGCUGUGCAGCUUGCUGACAGGGCAGGACGCCCCAUCCCCCUUCUGAGGGAGGGAUUCGUCGAAGAUCUCAACGACCCGUUCCUGGUCGCAGAGCGGCAGAAGCUGAUGCUUCACCAUGGUGAGAGCUACAUAAGCAUAGUGGACAGGGAGUCUGGCGCAGAGAGGGACAGGCUGUCAGCCAUGCAGCGGGUGUGGGUGAUGCUGGGAUCAGACGGCUCCCGCGCCCACGGGCCGCGCCUCAGAAUGCGCAUCCUUGCUCCCUCACACCCUGCCACUCCUGCCCUCGACCAUCAGGCCGCACAAGUGACUGAGCAGUGGGCGCCAGCCAUUGCAACUCAGCGGCAGGCGUUGGCUUCGCAGAGGGAGGAGCAAAGCACCACAGCUGAGGGACCCUCUGAAGAGCAGGCAACAUCGUUGGCUGGGAUCCUGCAUGACUUUGGGGGUCAAGCUGCACCGGAGGGAGGGGCCGGAAAAUCACUGUUCAACUUGCGCGCUUGGGGUGCAAACCUGGUGAACAACCUGCUGCUAGGGCAGGAGCAGAAGCAGCGGCCUGAGCAGCGGUCCAGCGAUGGCACCACUCAGCAGGAAGGGACAGGGGCGAGCGAGGGCGCUAGUGCAGAGCUGCGCAUCUUGCCAACCACAGCAGAGGAAGAGUCGUGGGAGCUCUGGAAAGAGUAUUUCAAUGACAUGGACGACAUGUACGAGCACGCGUGCGAGAUGGAGAGCGACAUAGAGCUGGCAGCGGCAGCCGAGCAGUACGAGGAGGCCGCUAAGCUCAAGAAGGAAUACGAUGAGCUGCGCAAGAAGGACCUUGUGGAUGCCUUACUCACCGAGUUGAACACAGCGGUUGAUGAGGAGGACUAUGGCACUGCAGCGGAGUUGAGGGACAGGGGGUGUGCCGGCCUGAUCGGCUGGUGGCACUCGCGCACAGAGAACGACCCCUGCGGGCACCUGCUGCGCUUCGCGCCAGACUUUGGCCGCUACACCGCCGUCAUGUACACGCCGCGGGACUUUGCAGAGCUCAAGGGGUGGACGAACGACAGCUCGCCGUACGGCCCCUUUGGCGGGAUGGGAUUUCAGGAGAGCGUGCCGAGCGAUGAGGUGGAGCCGACGAUGGCAGAGCUGGGCAUGCCCGUGAUGGAGGUCUUUGUGCGCAAGGACUCAGCCGGCCGGUUGCAGCGCCAGGCAUGCGUCGUGAGGGAGGCCGACAAGCAGACCGAUGCAGACGGCGCUGCCAAGAACCCCCUGGAGCUCCUCUCUGCAGGUGCGCCGGCGCACAUGGACAUCCACAUGGACACAGGGGAGGCGGGCAGCGGCUCCUUCGCAAUGCGCAUCUCGCUCAACCCAGACGGCACGCCCGCCGAUAUCUCCGAGGCGCCUGCCAUCAUUGACCUGGAAGCCCUCAUGGCCGCGCCCAGCAGCGAUGCCUCCGAGCAGGCGGAUGAAGACAGUAUUGAGGAAGCAGCCUCUGCCAUGCAGCACCAGUUUUUGCGCACGCCGGCGACGGUGACGCGCAUGGACCACAACAACUUUGUGCUCAGCGUCCCGAGCGCGUCGGGGCUGGCCGAGACGGCUACUGACGACGACAGCCCGCACGCGGCGGCGCAGAGCACGCUGGACAAGCUGCGCGAGUCGCUGGCCAUGUCAUCAGACAGCGCCUUCACCGGCAUCGUGGUGCACGACAGCUACCGCAAGCUUCCCGACCCCACCGCGCAGGAUGGCGACGCAGCAUCGACGAGUGGGCAGGAGGAUGGUGAGGUGAAGAGCAAUGACGCGUGGCGCAAGGCUGCGAGCGAGGUGACGCGCAUCCACAACCAGCGCAACCCGCACCAGCCCAUGGCCCUCUCCGGCGAUGAGCUGGCCAAGGUCAUCCGCUCCGCCGCCACCGGCGCCCUCGACCUCCUCCAGCAGUCCCUCAAGCCCAACUUCUGUUUGGAGGGCACGACGCUGUACAGCCGUAUACAGACGGAUGUGCCAAAGACAGACCCCUUCACCGGCCUUUACCUGGGCACCUUUGGGCCGCACGGGCCAGAAGUGCUGCACCUGCAACGCUCCCUGACUGAGGAUGGGGAGGAGUGCGUGCUGGGCAUCAAGCUGACGGGGGACGCGAACGUGCCAGCGGGGCAUGUGUCGUUCCGGGCGCGCAUCGGCCGCAAACAUCGGCGCAGCGGCUACGAUCUCAUGUACCCGCCCGAGCUGGACAUCAGCGCGCGCUACGCUGGCGAGGGCCGCGUCGCCCACAAGGGCUUCAAGGACGCCAGGUGGGUGGAGGGUGAGCUGCUGCACUUCAGCGGCAGCAAUCCGGUGACGCGGGGCGCGGAGCUGGGCUUUGUGUGGGUGGUGCCCCACGAGCGCCGCUACCUCAUCCUCCUCUCGCGCAUCGACCUCGACGACCCCCGCCUCAACCCCUGA